Messenger RNA from Phyllopteryx taeniolatus (common seadragon), 2004 nucleotides. It is a transcript of the gene crlf3, whose product is annotated as cytokine receptor-like factor 3. Gene Ontology annotation, molecular function: protein binding. The record is from RefSeq and is a predicted model, not a curated record. Bases 166 to 1500 code for a protein of 444 amino acids. NCBI's taxonomy places the organism in Eukaryota, Metazoa, Chordata, Actinopteri, Syngnathiformes, Syngnathidae. The transcript has 9 exons.
AAGCCCUACUCAAGUGUCGUUUGUGGACUUGCGUUAGAAACUCAAGCGAACGUGUCUCCGUCUUCAGGCAGCGUUUCUCUCAAUCUGGAUUUUGGCGACGAAAUGAAGGCCAGGAAACAUUAACCCAAAAGAAAAAAAAAAGAAGUAAGUCGUGAGUGAGUGGCGAUGAUGUCGGUAGAGGUGGACGUGCUGCUGCAGGAGGCCAAGGAGAGCAUCGAGGCGGCUCAGAACUUUCGCAGCGAGCUGCAGCAGAGACUCAAUGGACUCAACCAGGCACGCAAACAGGUUCGGGGCAGCUCGGGGCAGGCUCGCGAGGCCCUCCGCAGGCACUUCGCCGAACUGCAGGCGGCCGCCACCCGGCUGCUGUCGGAACGACUGAGCGCACUCCUCACCGAGGUGGAUGCCAUUGAGGCGGACAGCGUCAAGCCUCUUGAUGACUGCCAGAGCCUGGUGGAGUACGGUGUUGGCCAGGCCGACGAGCUCCUCAGAGAGGGGGAAGCGGCGCUGCGCUGCGGUCUCGGCGAGAAAGAAGACAAACUGGGAAGCUUCACCAAGAAGGCCCUGCACAUUCAAUUGGACAGCCUGCCCGAGGUCCCCGCCUUGGUGGACGUCCCGUGCGUGUCGGCCCAGUUUGACGACUCCCUUCUGGUUCUGCUGCGGGACCACGUGUGCCGCCACGGUUCGGUGGCCUCGCACCCGCCCGUUCUCAUCGAGGAGCUGCAGGAGAGACCCGGGAGCAUCCUGGUGCGCUGGUGUAAGGUGGACGAGGACUUCGCCGCCGCCGACUACCGGCUGCAGUACCGGCGCUCGGGUAACGGCGGGAGCCAGUACGAGGAUGCCUACGUGGGACGCGACACCGACUUCCUGGCCCUGGGCCUGGACCCCAACACCGACUACGUUUUCAGGGUGUGCGCCCGAGGGGAGGGUCGCACCGAGUGGAGCCCGUGGAGCGUCGCGCAGACCGGAUACACCACCAUGGAGCCGCACGCAUGGCGUGCGGGCACGGAGGGUUACAUCGUGAGCAGCAGGCGCAACAUCGCCUUGAGGAACGACUCGGCCCCGUCCAGCUGCCCUGUGCUCUACUCCAACGCACCCACCUACUUCUGCGGCCUCACGCUUACCUUUAAGAUUUCCGCGACCGGUCAGCUGGACCGUCGGGACAGUUUGGGUGUGUGUGUAGACGGAGAAAAAGGGCAACACUCACUUCAGAGAGAUCAGGCCGUCUGCAUCUCCACCAAUGGUGCUGUGUAUGUGAACGGUAAGGAGAUGACCAAUCAGCUUCCGUCUGUCACUCUUGGCUCGGCGGUGACGUUCGACAUGGAGGUCGUGGGCGUGGUCCCACUCAACAACAACAACCACGUUAGCGGCUUGAAACUGCGCGUCACCAUUGGCUCGGGCAGCCGCGAGGUGGUUUUUGAUUGGAUGUUGGAGACGGCGGUGGACGGCCUCUUCUUCGGCUGCUCCUUCGCACACGCCGGCUGGAAAGUGCUCGUCUUCUAAAGGACGACAACGGGACAUAAAAGUCAUAUUUACACCGAAAGUUCUAGCAUCUUUUAGUUCUUCUUACUUCCUGAAACUGAGACUUUCCAAUCUCUUAAGGUUCGUUGACCUCGCAAAAGUACUACCGUCCGUAGCAGGGUCUUCUUCUGGCUCCUGAAAUAAACCCAAAAGUUGCUUUUUCACCGAAAGUUACGGGAACGUUUGGUCAUUGGUGCUUUUAAUUCCUGGAACUUAACUGUGCAAACACAAUCAUUUCUAGGAUCAUUUAGUUCUUGGUAUCUGGAACUUGAAGAUUUCUUUCAGGUAUGACUCCCACCCCAAAGGUUCAUGGACCUAUCAAAAGUACUAACUCAACUAGCAGGGCCCCAAUAAAUCCAUCAGUCUCCAGAAGCCAUAUUGUAGGACUAAUGCGUGUUAGUUUAUUUUGUUUACAAUUACGUCUGUCAAUAUGUCAUGAUGACUUUAUAUGUAUGUAUAUAUGUGUGUGUGUGUGUGUAUGUAUGU